AUGACAGUUCUGCAACCGGCAUUCUUUCUAUUAACGAUUUGCGGAUGUUGGCGACCCUCUAUGUGGACUAUGAGAUACAAAAGGGUGUUGUACACUUUGUACACGAUCCUGGUGAUCUCCUUUCUGCACACCUUUUGUAUAUCGCAAUUUUUGAACGUGAUACUGAACGUGGAAACGGCGGACGAGCUCAGCGAUAGCGUCUACAUGUUCAUCGCGAAUGUUCUGUCCUGUUUUAAGAUAAUCACGCUGUUGAUGAAUCAUAAUAAUAUCGAGAUGUUGUGUAAAAAACUUAACAGGAAGCCUUGCAAGCCACGGAAUCACGAAGAGGCGAAGAUUCAGCGUAGCUUCGACAAUAGAAUCGGAUCUGUCACGAUAUAUUACACAGCACUAGUGGAGACCACCGUUCUCUGCAUGAUUCUAUCCUCCAUAUUCACCGACUUUCGGCACAAGAAACUUGCGUACAACGCCUGGUUGCCUUUCAAUUAUUCCUCGAGAAGAUUGUAUUACGUUGUAUACGGCCAUCAGAUUAUCGCUCUGAUCGGAACGUCCCUUCUGAACGUCGCGUGCGACGUUGUAAUCUGCGGUUUGUGCGUUCACUCGUGCAGCCAGGUCGAGAUUUUGAAGCACCGACUGGAAGAGCUACCAAUGCAAGUCAGACCACAGAUCGGGGAUAUCGUUCAUUUCCAUAAUUACCUCUAUGGAUACGUCGACACUAUACAGCAGAAGUUUCGCGUGAUAAUCGGUGUUCAGCUUGUGUCCAGUACACUGGUGGUGUGUUUCAUUCUGUACGAAUUAUCGAAUACACCGUUGAUGACUGCUAAAUACUUGCAGUUCCUUCUAUACAUGGCUUGUAUGAUGACGCAGAUAUUCUUUUACUGCUGGUACGGGAACGGUUUGAAGUUGAAGAGCGUACAAGUGGUGGACACGAUAUCCGAGAUGGAUUGGACGCGUCUCGAUAAUAGCACGAAGAAAAGCCUGAUCAUGAUCAUGAGAAGAGCCAUGAAUCCGAUCGAGUUGAGCAGCACGUACGUGUUCACGAUGGACCUGAACACUUUCGUGAGCAUCCUGAAGAUGUCUUAUUCGACGUACAACUUGCUACAAAGAAAGAAACAAAUGUAG
This is a messenger RNA of Dufourea novaeangliae, 1119 nucleotides long. Its product is annotated as odorant receptor 46a, isoform A-like. The coding region runs from base 1 to 1119 and encodes 372 amino acids. Gene Ontology annotation, biological process: sensory perception of smell; detection of chemical stimulus involved in sensory perception of smell. NCBI's taxonomy places the organism in Eukaryota, Metazoa, Arthropoda, Insecta, Hymenoptera, Halictidae. The transcript has 5 exons. Gene Ontology annotation, cellular component: plasma membrane. Gene Ontology annotation, molecular function: olfactory receptor activity; odorant binding. The record is from RefSeq and is a predicted model, not a curated record.